Amorphotheca resinae ATCC 22711 is the source of this 779-nucleotide messenger RNA. RefSeq lists its product as hypothetical. Gene Ontology annotation, biological process: tRNA methylation; rRNA (guanine-N7)-methylation; peptidyl-glutamine methylation. The record is from RefSeq and is a predicted model, not a curated record. The coding region runs from base 76 to 459 and encodes 127 amino acids. The transcript has 2 exons. NCBI's taxonomy places the organism in Eukaryota, Fungi, Ascomycota, Leotiomycetes, Helotiales, Amorphothecaceae. Gene Ontology annotation, molecular function: protein heterodimerization activity.
CGCGUUAUUCAGGCCUCUCGCCCAUCUACCCCCAAAAACCCACAGCUCCCAACGCGCACAAGGGCUCGAGCAAGCAUGAAGGUGUUGACGCUCAACUUCCUGACCUGCGCCGUCAAGGCGUGCAAAUCCACGUCGGCGGCCUUCCCGCUGCACCCCAAGGACUGCGAGCUUGUGUCGGACACGCUCGAGGCAAAUCCGAAGCUGCUGUUUAAUAUUCUGCCGCGCAUUGACUGGAACGCGUUGAUUAUUACUGCGUCUGAGCUAGGCUUCCCGACUCUUCCCCCGACUCCACCAACGCCAGAGCAGCUCGAAAACGACCCUAAGAUGAUGCAGGAGCUGCACACGCUUCUCCUGGAGACGCAGAUCAGCGAGGGCAGUCUGGUGUGUGCGAACUGCAGCCAUGAGUAUCGGGUCAAGGAGGGGAUUGCGAACUUUUUGCUGCCGAAUCAUUUGGUUUGAGAGGGAGGGACGCUUUGCUUUCGAUUGGUAUAGAGAGAUUGAGUUGGUGGAGAGGAAAGAGAUGUCGAGGUAUGUGGGGGAGGUGGAAGAUACCCUGCUGUUGUACGUGAUUAAUGGAGUUUGGGAUUGGGUUGAUGGGAUGGGUCGUGCGUAUAUACUUACUUAUCUAUGGAGGCAUGCAAGAGAGUGGAAAAGAGAAAGGAACACGAAUUUCAGUCAGAGUCCUGGCAUCUGAGGGUUUGCCAGAGACGUACAUGCAUGCAUGCAGUCAUAGCCACUGUGGCAAUAUAGGAUCCUCCAUACUUUGCACAGCUCAGAAG